Molecule: messenger RNA, 1193 nt
Organism: Syzygium oleosum
Lineage: Eukaryota; Viridiplantae; Streptophyta; Magnoliopsida; Myrtales; Myrtaceae
Product: short-chain dehydrogenase/reductase 2b-like
Exons: 5
Coding region: 117-1037 (306 amino acids)
Cellular component (GO): membrane
Molecular function (GO): oxidoreductase activity, acting on the CH-OH group of donors, NAD or NADP as acceptor
Source: RefSeq, a predicted model, not a curated record
AGGUAAAUUCGCAUGGCGGGAUCGCGGAGUAGAUCACACUGACCUCUUGCUGAAAUUCCUCAUUCUUCAGCUCAGGCCAAGAAGGCUCGGCGACGAUCCAUCCCACCACCGCAGACAUGGCGACCGACGGAGAGCAAGCGGCGCAGAGGUGCGCGGUGGUGACGGGAGCCAACAAGGGGAUAGGGCUGGAGACGGUGAGGCAGCUGGCGUCGCGCGGGGUGACGGUGGUCCUGACGGCGAGGGACGAGGGGAGAGGGGCGGCGGCGGCGGAGAAGCUCCGCCGCGAGCACGGGCUGACGAACGUGGUGUUCCACCAGCUCGACGUGCUGGACCAGAGGAGCGUCGACGCGCUGGCGGACUUCAUCGGAGACCAGUUCGGACGGCUUGAUAUUCUGGUGAACAAUGCAGGAGCAUCAGGAGUCAUAGUUGAUGAAGAUGGGCUGAGGGCAUUGAACAUAGACCCUGCCUCUUGGCUCUCAGGCAAAGUGGCCAAUUUGGUUCAGGGAGCGAUAAAGCACACCUACGAGAGUGCACAACACUGCUUGAACACAAAUUACUAUGGUUGCAAGAGAGUGACUGAGGCACUCCUCCCACUCCUACAGCUCUCAACUUCGGGUGCAAGGAUAGUCAAUGUCUCUUCCCUCAGGAGCGAGCUCAAGAGAAUCCCGAGCGAGAAAACGAGGAACGAACUGGACGACCUGGACACCCUGACCGAGGAGAAGAUCAACGCGGUCAUAAAAAGAUUCUUGCACGAUGUGAGAGAGGAUUCUCUCGAGGCCAAUGGGUGGUCGAUCAUGCUUCCGGCGUACAGCGUCUCGAAGGCCACUUUGAAUGCUUACACCCGAGUUCUCGCCAAGAAGUACCCUCACAUGUGCAUAAAUUGUGUUCAUCCCGGCUACGUCAACACAGACAUAAACUGGCACACGGGGACGAUGACCGUGGAGGAAGGGGCGAGAGGUCCGGUCAAGUUGGCGCUUCUGCCAGAGGGAAGUCCCACCGGCUGUUAUUUCGAUCAAACGGAAAUAGCUGAGUUUUGAAGAGUCGAGCUCUUCGUUUGCUCUUGAUAGCGAAGCUGCCUUUUGCAAUUCCUUUUCCUGCUGUUGGUUCCCAGGUGACUGGCGAAACUUGAUGUCGACUUUUUGCUUCACAUUUGCGGGGUAAUAAUUGGUGCAGGAUUCUGGUUUUAGAUUUCA